This is a messenger RNA of Trichosurus vulpecula (common brushtail), 2976 nucleotides long. RefSeq names its product ADAM metallopeptidase with thrombospondin type 1 motif 5 (gene ADAMTS5). Gene Ontology annotation, molecular function: metalloendopeptidase activity; zinc ion binding. The coding region runs from base 132 to 2960 and encodes 942 amino acids. The transcript is spliced from 8 exons. Gene Ontology annotation, biological process: extracellular matrix organization; proteolysis. NCBI's taxonomy places the organism in Eukaryota, Metazoa, Chordata, Mammalia, Diprotodontia, Phalangeridae. The record is from RefSeq and is a predicted model, not a curated record.
AUGUGGGCAGAUAGGUUUAUUUUAAUCCAUGGUAAUUUGCAUUACUGCUUAUUUUAAAACAAAAAAAAAAACCCUCUCCUUCCAAUUUUUUUCUCCCUUCUUCAUCUAUUCCGACGCUCUGAGGGAGCAAUAUGGUCUUGAAGUUGGUUUCUCUGCUCCUUUUGGCAUUCGAGUCGCACUUUGCUUCUGCUGGAGUCCGGGCUCCGCCAGCACCUAAACACAGUCAAACUCAUCAACUUUCACCAAUUGCAGUGGAGACAGCAGAAGCUCAUCUCCACUACCACCAGCAGAAGGAGUUGCUGCAGGAGCAGGAGCAGCAAAAGUACCGUCAGCAGCCCCCCUACACUCCCCCUAUCAACCGCAAGACUAGAGGUCUAGUGCAAAACAUUGACCAACUUUACUCCGGAGGAGGCAAAGUGGGAUACCUCUUAUAUGCGGAGGGCAAGAAAUUUCUCUUGGAUUUGGAACAAGAUGGCUCAGUGGGCUUCCCGGAGCUUUUGUAUCCUGGUUUUGACCACAGCAGUCAUCAGGGGACACUGCCUCCAUCUCAACGCCACCGGGAUCACUGCUUCUACCGAGGCACUGUGGAUGGGAGCGAUAGCUCCCUAGCCCUUUUUAACCUCUGUGGGGGGAUGAAGGGCUUCUUCGCUAUUAAACAUACUCGUUACACCAUAAAGCCGUUGUUGCUGGGGACAAGGGAGGCUGAAGAGGGGCGGCUGUUUGGGGACCGGUCUCUCCGGGUGCUACACGUCUUUAUUAAAGAGAGCUUCAGUUUCAAAACGCUGAAGCUCCGCAGCAGCUGCGAGACCCCUAGCUCUCCCAGGGCAGGCCAUAGACAAGCAAAAGCACUCCCUUCUCAGGCUAACCAAACGUCCCGGAUCAUGCCAUCUCCGCAGCCCUUUGCAGCACCAGCUACCGAACCACAGAAGGGGUGGCGACGUCAGCGGCGCUCCAUCUCCAGGGCCAGGCAGGUGGAGCUGCUGCUUGUGGCGGAUGUAUCUAUGGCCAAGAAGUAUGGCCGGGACUUACAGCAUUACCUGUUGACAUUGGCUUCCAUCGCUUCCCGGCUUUACAGUCACCCAAGCAUCGAGAACCACAUCCGCCUAGCGGUGGUGAAGGUAGUGGUGCUGGAUGACAAGGAGAAAGGGUUGGAGAUAAACAAGAACGCGGCCACUACUCUCAAGAACUUCUGCAAAUGGCAACACCAACACAACCAAUUGGGAGAUGAUCAUGAGGAGCAUUAUGAUGCAGCUAUCCUCUUUACCCGGGAGGAUUUAUGUGGACAUCAUUCAUGUGAUACUCUUGGAAUGGCAGAUGUUGGGACCAUAUGCUCUCCUGAGCGCAGCUGUGCGGUGAUUGAGGAUGAUGGCCUCCAUGCAGCUUUUACAGUCGCUCAUGAAAUUGGACAUCUACUUGGACUAUCUCAUGAUGAUUCUAAGUUUUGUGAAGACAACUACGGUUCCAUGGAAGAUAAACGCUUGAUGUCUUCUAUCCUAACUAGCAUCGAUGCUUCCAAACCCUGGUCCAAAUGUACGUCAGCAACCAUUACAGAAUUCCUGGAUGAUGGUCAUGGUAACUGUUUGCUGGACUUACCAAGAAAGCAGAUCCUGGGCCCUGAAGAGCUCCCAGGACAGACAUAUGAUGCUAUCCAUCAAUGCAAGCUGGCAUUUGGGCCUGAGUACACAGUAUGUCCUGGCAUGGAUGUCUGUGUUCGCCUGUGGUGUGCAGUUGUUCGACAGGGCCAAAUGGUGUGUCUGACCAAGAAGCUGCCAGCUGUGGAGGGGACGCCAUGUGGGAAAGGAAGGAUUUGCCUUCAGGGCAAGUGCGUCGACAAAACCAAGAAAAAAUAUUAUUUGACAUCAAACCAUGGCAACUGGGGUUCCUGGGGUUCCUGGGGCCAAUGUUCCCGUUCAUGUGGGGGAGGAGUUCAAUUUGCUUUUCGCCAUUGUAAUAACCCAGCACCUAGGAACAAUGGACGAUACUGUACUGGGAAGAGGGCCAUCUACCGCUCCUGCAGUGUCACAGCCUGCCCAACAUAUGCUAAAGCCUUUCGUCAGGAACAAUGUGAAGCUAAAAAUGGAUUUCAGUCAGAUAUAAAAGGGAUCAAGACAUUUGUGGAGUGGGUCCCCAAAUAUGCAGGAGUUCUGCCCGCAGAUGUUUGCAAGCUGACCUGUCGAGCCAAAGGAACAGGCUACUAUGUGGUAUUUUCCCCAAAGGUGAAGGAUGGGACUGAAUGUAGACCAUACAGCAAUUCAAUCUGUGUUCAAGGGAAAUGUGUAAGAACUGGUUGUGACAACAUUAUUGGUUCAAAGCUCCAAUAUGAUAAGUGUGGUGUAUGCGGAGGAGAUAAUUCCAGCUGUACCAAGGUCAUGGGAACAUUUACUAAAAAAAGUAAGGGUUAUACAGAUGUAGUGAGGAUACCUGAAGGUGCCACCCACAUCAAAGUUCGACAAUUCAAGGCAAAAGACCAGAACAGAUUCACUGCUUACCUAGCCCUGAAAAAGAAAAAUGGUGAGUACUUGAUCAAUGGAAAGUAUAUGAUAUCCACAUCAGAGACUAUUAUUGACAUCAAUGGAACUGUCAUGAACUACAGUGGUUGGAGCCACAAGGAUGACUUCUUGCAUGGGAUGGGAUAUUCAGCUACAAAAGAGAUUCUUAUAGUUCAGAUUCUUGCCACAGACCCAAGCAAAACAGUAGAUGUCCGCUAUAGCUUCUUCGUUCCCAAAAAGUCAACAUCCAAAUCAAACUCAGUCAGUCAUCAUGGAAGCAAUAAAAUGGGAUCACAGACCUCACAGCUACAGUGGGUUACAGGCCCUUGGCUUUCCUGUUCUAGAACAUGUGACACAGGCUGGCACACCAGGACUGUUCAAUGCCAGGAUGGACACAAAAAAUUAGCAAAAGGAUGUCUGCUGUCACAGAGACCCUCAGCAUUCAAGCAGUGUUUCCUAAAGAAAUGCUAGCACAUGGUAAUGAUUU